AUGGCGGAAAGUAGGUGGUGGGUGUCGACAUGGCGGUGGAACGAGGGGCUGGGUUGGUGGCUGCUUGCGGCCGUCGGCUUAGGGCCUGAGCCGUGGGUUCUUUUGAUUCCACGAUCCGCGACCCCGUUUGCGUUUCCACUUGAGAUCUUGAGGGUUCUUGUUGUUCUGGGUAGUGGAAGAGCGAGAAGAAAAGGUUGUGGCCAAGUGAUGAACUCGAAUACUCCGUCGUCGAGUGCCGGAGGAGCUGGAUCGGCCGAGCCGACGGCGCCUAGAAGAAAUUCCAAGCGGCCCAAAUAUUCAAGGUUCACCCAGCAAGAACUACCUGCUUGCAAGCCUAUUCUCACUCCUAAAUGGGUGAUCUCUACAUUCUUGCUUGUUAGUGUUGUCUUCAUACCAAUCGGAGUUGUAUCUCUUCUUGCUUCACGAGAUGUUGUUGAAAUUGUACAUCGAUAUGAUGCUGAAUGCAUUCCUGUAGGAUCAAGAAACAACAGGGUUGGGUUUAUUCAAAGUUCUCGAGACAAGACGUGCAAUAGAACUAUUACAGUUCCAAAGCAUAUGGGGCAACCAAUUUAUGUGUAUUACCAGCUCGACAAUUUCUAUCAGAAUCACCGCAGAUAUGUGAGGAGCCGAAAUGAUCAGCAGUUGAGGAGUCCCGGGAGUGAGCGUGAAACAAGUUCUUGUAGUCCAGAAGACACCACACCCGAUGGGAACCCUAUUGUUCCUUGUGGUCUUAUAGCGUGGAGUUUGUUUAAUGACACUUAUGGAAUUACUCGCAAUAACCAGGAAUUGGCCAUAAACAAGAGAGACAUAUCUUGGAAGAGUGAUAGGGAUCGCAAGUUUGGAGAUAAUGUCUUCCCCAGAAACUUCCAGAACGGUACCCUUAUAGGUGGUGGUAGUCUUAAUGCGUCAAUACCAUUGAGUCAGCAAGAAGACCUCAUUCGUGGUGGCUUUGGGCGGCGCGGCGGCAGAGACGGCGAGCGUUCUCGACGCCAGAAAGCGAGCUCCGAGCAGCAUUUUGUGCCUUUCGGCUCAGCAAGUGUCCUGUUGGCUGAAUUCUAA
Molecule: messenger RNA, 1059 nt
Organism: Striga hermonthica
Lineage: Eukaryota; Viridiplantae; Streptophyta; Magnoliopsida; Lamiales; Orobanchaceae
Source: the annotation of a GenBank genome assembly